CAGCCAAACAGCCGGCCAGCCAGUGUCCCGCUAGACUCGUGCGGCGCACAGCAAAACGUACGCGCGCUGGCUGGUUUAGUUGCGACGCUAGAAACCGGCACGGAAAAAAAGAAAACAAACCCGUAAAAAUUGUGAAGUUUGAUAGGAUUCCAAAUUUGUAUUUUUGUUUGAAAUUCGCGAUUGUUUUUUAACAGUGGCGUUUGAAAAUAGUUUGUGAUUUAAAGUGGAAUCUUUUCUUUUUGUUUCGUGAAAAUUGUGGUGGAAAGCUAACAGAUACAAUGGAUUUGGAAUUCCGAAAUUUGACGUACACCGUCCAUAGUCGGCUAAGUAAAGGUAAACGCCGCGAGGUUCUGAACGGCGUCCAUGGCAGGUUCCAGUCGGGGCGGCUCGUGGCCAUCAUGGGGCCCUCGGGGGCGGGCAAGAGCUCGCUCCUCAACGCCAUUUCGGGGUAUAGAUCAGCGGGAGUCUCCGGCGAGCUCCUAGUAAACGGACAGCCUCGCAACGAGCACGAGUUUCAGCGCCUCUCGUGCUACAUCACUCAGGAGGACCUGCAUCAGCCCCUGCUCACAGUUAGAGAAGCCAUGGACAUGGCCGCCAAGUUGAAGCUGCCUAAGGGAGAGAAGGCGCCGUCGGAGGAUAUUCUGCAAGAGUUGGGGCUGCUCGAGCAUCAGCAUACUAAGACUGAUCAGCUUUCGGGAGGUCAGAAGAAGAGGCUCUCCAUAGCUCUGGAGCUGGUCAACAACCCCCCAGUCUUCUUCCUGGACGAGCCCAGCAGCGGGCUGGACACGGUGACGGCGGCGCAGUGCGUGAAGCUGCUGCGGCAGCUGACGCGGCAGGGACGCACCGUGAUCUGCACCAUACACCAGCCCGCCGCAUCGCUGCUCGAGCUGUUCGACCAGGUAUACGUGCUAGCAGACGGCCGGUGCAUCUACCAGGGCGACACGGCUGAGUUGGUGGACUACCUGAGGGACGCCGGCCUGCCCUGCCCCCGGCAUCAUAACCCGGCCGAUUUCAUAAUCGAAAUGACGGAAGCCCCCGAAAACAUAGCAGCACUCAGCGAAAAGAUACUCAACGGAAAGAUUUACAAAACGGCCAAAAAAUUACAAGAAAUCGAAGCACCUAGUGAACCUACCAAAAACAUGGAACUGAAAAUAUGCUACCCAAUUGAAGAGGACGUAGAAAACCAAAUAAUGCUAACGAAUGAGAAGUGCACUUAUAAAGUCGCGCAAUACGCCGAAGGAAGUGGGUCAUCUAGUUCAUUAUCCAGCCAAUCAGAGAUGAAUUCUUCGCUUGCCUGGAUGAGGGUGAAAAGCUCAGAGUCUUGUGGUUACCCUACCACGUAUUGCCAACAGUUUUCUAUUCUGCUGUGCAGAAUGAUCAAACAGAUCUUUAGGAAUAAACAAGGCAUCUACAUCCAAACAGUGCACCAUGUGAUGUGUGGGCUGCUGAUGGGUCUCUGCUUCUUCAACAUGGCCAACGACGGCACUCAGAUGUUCAACCACCUCAAGAUGUGUGUGGGCAUCGUACUGUUCUUCGCUUACACGCAGAUUAUGGCGCCUGUGUUAGUCUACCCGCAAGAAGUGAAACUAGUGAAGAAAGAACACUUCAACCGCUGGUACAGUCUGACCCCCUACUACGCCGCACUAACGGUCUCCAAGCUACCCGUGCAAGUGACUUUGAACUGUGUGUUCUGUGCAAUAGUGUUCUUUAUGGUGGGAGUGCCGUUCAAGGUGAAUCGGUUUGUGGCGUUCUGUCUGACCGGCAAUGUGGUGUCGCUGGCCAGUGAGGGAAUGGGCAUGAUGAUUGGGUCCGUGUUUAAUGUUCGGAAUGGCUGCGCGGUCGGGCCCUGUGUCAUAGCACCUUUCCUCGGCCUGGCUAUCUACGGAUUCGACUUCGCCCACAGAAUCCCACUUCUGAUGAACAUCCUCAUGAAAACUUCCUUCAUAAGAUGCGGCGUUGUCGCCAUGGUUUUAACUAUAUUCGGAUUCAACAGAACACCGUUAGAAUGCUCAGAUAUUUACUGCCAUUUUGCCAACCCUGAUGUGCUGUUGAAAUACCUGGAUAUAGAACGGAGUUCCGUCUGGAUAGAGAUUAUGUAUAUGUUGGGGUUGAUGCUGGUUUAUAGGUCGCUCUGUUUCAUUGGUCUCAAGUGGAGAUUUUCCACGUGAUUAGGAUUUUGGUUUCGUUUUUUGUGAUAUGAAAAUUUUAUUGUACUUACAGUGAACUUAAUCGGUACUUAUUUUAUUGUUGGAGUUCAAUAAAUCUCAUAUUUGAUAAACAAUAAAUGUUGAGUUUUCUGGCAGGUGUGGUGAGUAGAGUCUAUUGGUUUACAUGAGCGUAGUGUAGAAAUUCACCUAAAAUUAUUGUAUCCUAUAAGAAGGAAUAUGUCUGUUGGUUGAUCAGCCCAGUAUAUGAUGUACGGUUUAUUUACUCAUAUAAGUACUUUCAUGUGAUAUUUCUAUUAGGAUAAGUAUAAAAACUACAAUUUUGAUUGUAAGUGUGCUGUAGUAUAAAUAAUGUGUUAAUUUGAUAUUAUUCCUAAUAUAUUAAAUUUUAAUUUAAUAAAUUAUAGUAUGGUGAAUGGUAUUUUAAAGUGAUUUUAAUAAGCGAAUGUAUUAUUAUAAAAUGUUCACUAUGUUAUGGUUGCUACAAAGUAUGGUAAAAGUUAGCAUCUAAUCUUCUCAAUAGUCUGAAUAAAUGUUUUCUUUUAGUUGUAUAACUUUGUGGGAAUGUCAUAAAAUAAUUUAAGCAAAUUAAUUUUAUUUCUUAUUUACUUCAUGUUAUAUUUUAUCAUUUGCUGCGUUAAUUGAGUAACUUCUAAAGUUCUAUCACAUGAGCUUAUAAAUCGGUUUAGUAUGUAACAUUUACAGUUUAAAUCAAUUUAUUUAACGUGCCUAAGUAAUUAUUAAAUAAAUUAGAAAUUUAAGAGAAAGAAUAACUUGCCCUUUAGUAUUUUAAGAAUAGAGUUUUAUAUUUUCAUAAAUAACCUAUAUUUUAGCACCUCAGGCUAACAAAAAAAGUUUUACAAAAUGUACUGAAUACAGCGUGAAGUUGAAUAAAAAUGUAUUUUAUUUCUGAUUUCCCUUAAAUAUUUAAUAUUUAUAACUCGAAGUACACAUUUAGUUAGUUACUUAUAUACACAUCGCGACAUUUAAAACACGAAAUAAUUCCAAAUUUGCGUUCAUAAUGGGGCCAUUUUCGAAAA
This is a messenger RNA of Plutella xylostella (diamondback moth), 3205 nucleotides long. Its product is annotated as ATP-binding cassette sub-family G member 4. Gene Ontology annotation, cellular component: plasma membrane. Gene Ontology annotation, biological process: transmembrane transport. The record is from RefSeq and is a predicted model, not a curated record. Gene Ontology annotation, molecular function: ATP hydrolysis activity; ATP binding; ABC-type transporter activity. Lineage: Eukaryota; Metazoa; Arthropoda; Insecta; Lepidoptera; Plutellidae.